Quercus lobata is the source of this 5587-nucleotide messenger RNA. Its product is annotated as TMV resistance protein N-like. The transcript is spliced from 14 exons. Gene Ontology annotation, biological process: signal transduction; defense response. Lineage: Eukaryota; Viridiplantae; Streptophyta; Magnoliopsida; Fagales; Fagaceae. The coding region runs from base 321 to 3869 and encodes 1182 amino acids. The record is from RefSeq and is a predicted model, not a curated record. Gene Ontology annotation, molecular function: ADP binding.
UUACAUUACUUUUUGACCAGCUAAAGGAUUUUAUUUUACAUUACUUUUUGACUAGUAAUGACCCCGGUAUGGUUCGUUGAAGGUUCAAAGAGUUAUUCUUGGGCUUUACUCAGAAACUUUCAGGAUAUUGCAAUUCAUGUAAAAUGCGUGUCACUUUUUGAAAGAGAGACUACUUAAAGCCUAGCCUCUUGCAUCCAUUCACUCACCCUCAAUUCCUAAUUCGUCCUUCACUUUCCUCACUUUCUAUAUUGAUACCGCUUUCACAGCUUUCUUUCUCUUUCUCCUUUCAACUUUUUUCAUCUUUCUGCUCGUGAAUCCGAAUGGCCUCAUCUCACCAACCCAAGGACUUCGAUGUUUUCUUGAGUUUCCGAGGUGAAGAUACUCGCCGUGGUUUUGUAAGCCAUUUAUAUAAGGCUUUGGAUCAACACGGUAUUCGAACCUUCAUUGAUGAUAAUCUCACUAGGGGGGAAAACAUUUCUGAAGAGCUUUUCAAAGCCAUUGAAAACUCAAGCGCAUCAAUAGUUGUAUUUUCUAAAAACUAUGCAUCCUCUAGUUGGUGUUUGGAUGAACUUGCUAAGAUUAUUGAGUGUACCCCCAAAAAAGUGCUACCAGUUUUCUAUCAAGUGGAUCCAUCUGAAGUUCGUAAGCUAAAAGGGGAUUUUGGAAAAGCGCUGACUAAGCUUGAAAAAAGAAUUAAAGAUAAGACGAAGGUACAAAGGUGGAGGGAGGAUUUAACUAACGCAGCCAAUAUUUCUGGCUGGGACUACAAAGACAAAGACAAAGACAGUGGCACUGAAUCUGAACUUGUCCAAAAAAUUGUUGAAGAGAUCUUAAAUUCUGAUUUCAUUCAGAUGCCAUCAAAUGAGCAGCUGGUUGGAAUAAAUUCUCGCAUGAAGGCAGUAACAAAACUUCUAGAUAUUGAAUCAAAUGAUGUUCGCAUGGUAGGGAUCACUGGCCUUGGUGGAAUAGGCAAAACUACAAUUGCAAAAGCUAUUUAUGAGAGGUUUUCAAAUCAUUUCAAAGCAAAAAGUUUUGUAGAGAAUGUUAGAGAGUGGUCAAAGACAGAACAAGGCAAAAUCCAUUUACAAGAGGCACUUAUUAAGGGUAUCUCAGAGGAUAAGAAUUUGAGGGUGAGUACUGUAUAUGAAGGAACCGCAAGUAUAAAUAGAAUUCUUCGCCUAAAAAGGGUUCUUAUCAUUCUUGAUGAUGUGGAUAAUGCCGACCAGAUAGAAACAUUGCUCGGACGAUGUGAAUGCUUUGCUAGAAGUAGGAUCAUUUUGACAACAAGAAAUAAAAGAUUGCUACAUGAUCGAAAUGGUCUUUCAACCUAUUCCUAUGAUGUUGAGGAAUUAGAUGAACAUGAAGCUAUUGAACUCUUUCGUAUGCAUGCCUUCCCAAGUAACAAAGUCCCUGAAGAUUAUUUGGAACUUGAGAAAAAAGCUAUAAGUUAUGCCAAAGGCCUUCCUCUAGCUCUAAAAGUAAUGGGUUGUGAUUUGUGUAAGAAAACUAUAACUUUUUGGAAUGAUGCCUUAGAUUAUUAUAAAAAAAAUCUUCAUGAAGAUAUUCAAAAAAUACUAAGAAGAAGUUAUGAAGGAUUAACCGAAAAUGAACGGAAUAUUUUCCUUGAUAUUGCAUGUUUCUUCAAGGGAUAUGACAUGAGGUAUAAUAUGAUUAAGGAUGUAUUGAAAGCUUGCGGUUUAAACCCAGAAUAUGGUAUUGGAAAACUUAUUGAUAAGUGUCUCAUUGAUCAAUAUGAUGAUUAUUUGUCGAUGCAUGACUUAUUACAACAAAUGGGUAUGGACAUUGUUCGACAAGAAGCACCACAAAACCCUGGAGAACGUAGCAGACUAUGGUGUUAUGAGGAAGCCCUUGAUAUAUUAACUGAAGAUAAGGGUUCAGUUAAAAUUCGAAGCAUAAUAUUGUGGCCGCCUAAAUCAGAAAAAGUAGAGGUGCAAAUAAAGGCACAAUUUUGUAAGAUGAAAAAUCUUAGAUUGCUUUUGAUUCGUAAUGUACGUUGUUGCAAAGGACCCCUUGAAUGUCUUCCCAAUGGAUUAAGCUUGCUUGAUUGGCGUGAAUAUCCAUUUUCUUCAUGGCCACCAAAUUUUUUUCCUAAAAAACUGGUUGUGCUUAACAUGCCUUUUAUCCUAUUAAAGGAACCAGUACUCAAGCAGGGUUUUGUAUCUUUGAGACAUGUGGACUUCAGUUAUUGCAAUCUGAUUACGAAAAUACCUGACUUAUCAAUGACCCCAAACAUAACGACAUUGGAUCAUAGUUACUGUGAUAAUUUAGUUGAGAUUGAUGACUCCGUGGGGCGUCUUGAUAAGCUUGAAGUGUGGGACCUUACCAGUUGCGUAGAACUUGAAACUCUUCCGAACUGUCUCACGAUGAAAUCUCUUACAUCUUUUGAUCUGGAUGAAUGCUAUAGGAUUAAGAAGUUCCCAAAUAUCUUGCACGAAAUGAAAGGUGUUGACUAUUUAACACUUGAGGCGAACUGUACUAAUGAAUUGCCUCUGUCAUUUGGGAAUUUGAUUGGGCUUAGGGAAUUAAGAAUAUCAUCGAAUUCAGGAGUGGCACAUUUUCCAGGCAGCAUCUAUAAUUUACAACAUAUAGAGAAGCUUUCUUUUUAUGGCAAUUUCAUAUUUCCAAAGAAUGUGGAGAUUGAUAGACAGCCAAUGUGCAACUCUCUUGGUUGCUCUUCCAAAUAUGUUUUUCCAAUGUUGAAACGUCUAGUUAUUGGGCAAGAUAAAAUUUGCUCAGAAAUAGAAUUUAUUUUGAAUUAUUGUUGCCCUCUCACACUGGAAGAGUUACACAUCUACGACAGCAAAGUUGUCACCCUCCCAGAAAGCAUGAGCAGAUGUGAGAGAUUACACACGUUUAUUAUUAAGGGUUGCAAUGAAUUGCGGGAAAUCCUAAGGCUUCCACAUGGUGUAAGACGUGUAGAAGUAGAAAGUUGCCACUCGCUGGAUUUACAAUCAUUGUUUCAGCUGCUUACAAAAAUCAUAAGGCUUCCACCAAAUCUACCUCCAUGUUUAGGUGACACAAGCCACAUGUUAAUGUUUCCACACUCAUAUACAUUGCUUCCCUUUUGUCAAAGCCGCAUUUGUGAAGAUGGUUUUGAGGUAGCAGGAGAUGAGAAUGAUAUUCCAGAUUGGUUCAACCAUCAAAGGGAUGGAAAUUUAAUAUCAUUCUCGAUUGGUCCCGAAUUUCCAACAAUUGCUCUCUGUAUUGCUUUUAGAAAAAAAGAUUCUUAUUGUGAUCGUUUUUAUGCUUAUAAUUAUUAUGUCAUCAUCUCCAUCAAUGGUAGUGAACGAACGUUAGCAAGAAAAUUCAUUCAAAAAUAUGGGAGGUUUGAUUAUCUGUGUUUUUACUGUAGACGUCAGAGAUCAUUGCAGGAACUAUUUCCGGACUUGAAACUAACUGAUCGGAAUCAUGUUGAGAUCCACAGUGAAAUUAUCAAUUUUAAUCCUCCUCGAUCCAGAGAUAUUGCCGAUCCUAUCGUUGAAAGGAUAGGAGUCCAUGUAGAAUGCAAUUGCCCUCCUACCGUUAAUAGGCACCUUUCUUUGCAAUUAGGUUUGGGACUUCCAAUGGAUACAGAAAAUGGAUCAGACUUGGGCGUUACAGGCUCAGCUUUUACAGCUUCAAAGCAUCUCCACCCUCUCAUGUUGAAGUCCCUACGUCGCGCUGCAAGAGCAGAUAUGAAGUAUAUAGAGCAACCACAACAUGAUCCAGAUUUGGGACUUCCAAUGGAUACAGACUUAGGUUUGGCACUUGACUCAUCAAAUGUUGAUCUGUUUGAUUUGGGCUCAUCUUCAGUGGCCCAGCCUGUAACGCCCCAAGAUAAAAAAAGAAAGAGAAAAGUAAAGGUCUGAUUUUUUUUUUUUAGUGCCCCACCUACCCCACCUAAUUUCCACCGCUCAUCUCUUUGGCCGGCUCACUCCUUUCUUCUUUUUCAUUUUUCCCUCAAACACUCUCUUCACUCUCUCAUCCUCUUCCACCGGUACACUCCACACCACCAUCUUCACCAUCAUUUUUUUCUGGCAAGAUCACCAGGAAAAUCCUUAAGAACAUCUAAGCACCUUCACAUACUAUAUUUGAGGGGUUUUGAGUUAUAACAUGUGGUAAUUGGUAAUUGUGAUGGGGUUUCUGAUGGAGAUGCAACACAGAUUUCGACAGUGAAGACCCCAAUUUGAUGAUUGAAUAUGAUGCCCCUAUUCAGCUUGUCAAGCCUCGUGAGCGCAACACCAGGUGGCAAAGGAUCCGAGCUGUAAAGAGAUAAAUGCGUUAGCACAACACAUACAGAACCUGCUGACACCAUCAACACCAUUAUUCUUCAAUACCCUCUAUGAUCCAUAUAGGGAAGGAGCUGACUUCAUUCGUGGAUACCCCCUUAGCUUGAGAGGAGCGUCUACUGCCAUCUCUCAUGGGCUGUGGCUCAACAUUCCUGACUAUGAUGCCCCUACUCAGCUUGCUGUUGCUUCUUUUAUUGGCUGAGGACUUGAAAUAAGUUUUUUUGGUCUAUUGGACAAUUUUAUUGACUUGAUCCAUUCAAAGAAGAUAACAAAAGAAAAUAGAAAGAACAUUUUUGCAGUUGAUUUGACUGGUCAAAAUGGACUUUAGCUUGUGUCUCCACUCUGACAUUCUCAGAUCUGAUGCUGAAAAGGAUGAUUGCAAGAGCAGCAAGAGGCAUUCUUAUUGUGUUUCAGUUUUCUGCUUCUUUGCAUUGAGAAAUUUCUGCAUUAAAAAAGAAUAUGGGUUUUAAGUGAAUUAGUUUGAGCAGAAGAUGAAUUGGCAGAUAUUGUAGGCUGUAAGGUGAAGAGAAUGAUCAAUCCUUUGCCAAUAAUGAGCUUGAUGAAAGAGUAUACAGGCAUUACAAGUCUCCUCAAUUAGAAUGGCUUUUCUUGGGAUGAAAUUUGCAAAACAGUGGCACUGUGGCAGCUGAUGUUUAGCUUUGGGAAGCUUAUAUCAAGGAACAUUCGGAUUUGUGCUUGAUUUAUGGUAAUGAAAGUCAGAAUGGAAGAUCAAGUUCGUUUGGACAUGAAAAUGGAGGUCAACAAUAAUGGCCUUUGCCCUUUGGAUGGGAUUGACAGUAACUUGGGAUAUGCAAUACCCAGCUAGGGAGUUUGAAAUAUCUUAUCAGGGGAAAAAUGAAAGUUUGCAACUUCUUAAGCCUCAGCAUGUUCUCAAAAAUUUCAUAGAUCAUCAAGGAAGAGAUACAAGAAGCACUUGAGGAAAGGCCAUGGGUAGUCAAAACAAAUGUGGGUACCGAGAAGGACAGGCACUACAAUUGAAUAGAAUGUAUUGAUACAACAGUUCAAAUUGUUCCUGAAAUAGAUGAGAAGCUCUUUUUGGAGGGUUUUUGAACUCCUAGAAGAUGAGAGAAUGGCCACGAAAUUUGCGGCGAGGAAAUGGUUAUUGAGAAUGGUUUGGCAGGACAUCUAUUUUGCUUGUCAAAUUGGGAUAUAAUUUAGAUUUGGUUCCAGAGAUUUGUGAAUGUAAAUAAGAUCCAAUUUUAGAGUAAAAAUAUUUUUGGAAUAGAAUUUCUUGUUUGAUUCAUUGUUAUCUUUAUACCCAAAUCAUUUUCAAGUGU